This is a messenger RNA of Helianthus annuus (common sunflower), 2102 nucleotides long. RefSeq lists its product as uncharacterized. Bases 410 to 1882 code for a protein of 490 amino acids. Lineage: Eukaryota; Viridiplantae; Streptophyta; Magnoliopsida; Asterales; Asteraceae. The transcript has 8 exons. The record is from RefSeq and is a predicted model, not a curated record.
AUCUGUCUUAAGUGAGAAUCAAAUAGGUUAUGAAUUUGAUUCGGACACUAGUUCCAUUGAAUUUAACAAUCAAAGGAAACAAACAGCGAAAAAACAAACCCUAAACCGCCACAAAUUGGCAUCAAAACAGUUAAACAGUAGAUGGACAUAAUCGUCCAAUUCUUAAUACCCACAAAACAACGAGGUAAAGUAUUCACAAUGCUUGGAGUCGUUCAACAUUCAUCGUUCGAGAUUUAGAAUUCAUGAUUCGAGAUUCCAGAUUCAGGACUUGAAUUCAAGAUCCCAAACACCCCCUCUAAAACUCCUUGCCAUUGCUGAUUUCACUGCUGUAAUUCGUGCUCAGAAAUCGACAGCACUUCAAACUAUUGUUGAUCCACACCGAAGAUCUGAAUGUAGUAGAGCUCUAAGUAUGGAUAAUGACGUUCACCGGUCUGUCUCUCUACGCGCAAGCCGUCGGCCUGACCGUUCAGUUGAUAACUUCCAGAUCAAAGAUGCAGAUAAAUUAUCUUCAGACUACCCGAUUAAGAUCAUUUGGAAAAGGGGAUUCAUUCGUUUGCUUUUAGUCGGUGGUAUUUUAUGGAUGUUGCUCAUUCUAGCUGUUCUAUUGUUUCAUAUAUGGACUUGCCAGUCAUCUCUUGUUUUCCUUUCAGCUAUUUGUAACAAAGACAGCACAGUGUUUCAGAUGUUACACACAAUGGGGCUGGUAACUCCGCCACAUCGAUGUUCUAUUCCCCUGGCUAGUGACCCAGAAAAAGUAGUUAUUCCAGAAAAAAGGUCUCCUUCAAAAUUUGUUCAAAGUUUAUCGUACUUUGAAGAGGAUGAUGCAAGCACAAAUGGGUCACAGUCUUCUCCACUAUUUGGAGGGCAUCAAAGCUGGAAACAGAGAGACGAUAGUUUUAAGCUCAAAUCAAGCAUGAAGGUACAUUGUGGUUUUAUGAGAAACGGGGGUGCAGAAAUGUCUCCCAAAGACAAGGAAUAUGUAAAAAAAUGUAAAUUUGUGGUUGCGUCUGGAAUAUUUGACGGAUAUGAUACACCUCACCAGCCAUCAAAUGUAAGUCCCAGAUCCAAGAAACUGUUUUGUUUUCUUAUGGUGGUGGAUGAGAUAUCCUUAGAUUUUAUAAAGAGUAAUGUUAGUGUGAGAGACGAUGAAUGGGUCGGUAUUUGGCGUCUUAUCGUGCUUAAGAAUCCACCAUAUGAUGAGCCUAGAAGGAACGGGAAGGUUCCUAAAAUAUUGACUCAUCGGCUUUUUCCUCAAGCUCUAUACAGCAUCUGGAUUGAUGGAAAAAUGGAGCUUAUUGUUGAUCCUUUGCUUAUGUUGGAAAGAUAUUUGUGGCGUGGAAAGCAUACGUUUGCCAUAGCUCAGCACAAGCAUCAUAAGAACAUAUACGAGGAGGCUGAUUCUAACAAAAGAAGGAAGCGAUAUGCUCGGCCUCUUAUUGAUCACCACAUGAAAAUAUAUCGUUAUGAGGGAUUGGAGCCUUGGACCCCGUUGAAGCAAACCAGAAGCGAUGUACCGGAAGGAGCUAUAAUUAUACGCGAACAUACACCACUGAACAACUUAUUUAGUUGCCUGUGGUUCAACGAGGUGAAUCUAUUCACGCCAAGAGAUCAGUUAAGUUUUGGGUUUGUUGUUUACAGAUUAAAGGGCAGUUUCAAGUUCUUCAUGUUCCCAAACUGUGAAUAUAACUCGAUCUUUAUAUUACACCCACACACUCGUGAACAUUCCUCUAAAAUCGAGUGGGUUAAAUCCUUAAAUGAGUUUAAAGGCAACAACAGUGGAUUAAAAGAAAGCAGAGGAGGAUUAGGGUUGUGGUCUCCUUAUCCUGCUGACCUUAAUUCGGUUGUACUUCCACCUGUAGCAAGAACAUCUAAAGCCGGAUGAUUCAAGAACCUGUAUUCACGUUUUUUGACACAUUGUUCGUAGUUUAUAUAAACAUUUUAAGUUGUCACCAUGUCGUUAGUCGGGUUGUUCUUGUAGGUUAGAUUUUGUUAUUGUUUUUCACUUGUGAUCUAGAAGAAAAGAUCUCUAGAAAAGAUAUGAACCUUGAUUGUUAUUAUUAUUGGUUAAUAUUAUAAAAAACCGAAACACUUUUUAUUAUAUA